This is a messenger RNA of Nematocida major, 654 nucleotides long. Its product is annotated as rRNA small subunit pseudouridine methyltransferase Nep1. The transcript has a single exon. The coding region runs from base 1 to 654 and encodes 217 amino acids. Gene Ontology annotation, cellular component: nucleolus; small-subunit processome. NCBI's taxonomy places the organism in Eukaryota, Fungi, Microsporidia. Gene Ontology annotation, molecular function: rRNA (pseudouridine) methyltransferase activity; rRNA binding. Gene Ontology annotation, biological process: rRNA base methylation. The record is from RefSeq and is a predicted model, not a curated record.
AUGCUGACAGUCGUGCUUCAGAAUGCAAACAUAGAAAUAAUUAAGACAAAACGAGGAAAAGAGCUUAUGAGCAGCGAAAUGCCGGAAACCAGAAGGCGCAGGAACUCCAGCGAGUACAGGCCAGACAUUCUGCACCAGUGCCUUCUUAUUCUCCUAGACUCGCCUCUGAACAAGUCUGGAAAGCUGCGCGUGCUUGUGGAGACCACGCAGAAGAAGGUGAUCACAAUAAACCCGCAGACCCGCAUCCCAAGAGUUUACAGCAGGUUUGCAGGCCUGAUUAUACAGCUUAUAGAGAGGCACCGGAUAUACUCCGAGGCCAGCAGAGUCGAGCUUAUGAAAGUUGAGAAAACCACGCUGGAAGGGAACCUCCCAAACAAAGCAACCCGCAUUGGGCUUUCCAAGGAGGGCGAGAACUUCUUUGAGUAUCUGCAGCAAAAGGAAGCUGCUCUUGGCAGGGCGCAGAAGGAAGGCGAAGAAAAGGCAGAGCCCGAAGAAAGCGAAAACGUUAUAUUUUACAUAAAUGCAGUCUCCUCGGGAGAAGACCCAACAGAGGGCAUGGACCAGAUUCUGUCUCUGUCCUCGUACGCGCUCUCCGCUGCAACAUGCUGCUCCAAAAUAUGCUCGCAGUUUGAAAGCAUGCUGGGCGUGUUCUAG